This is a messenger RNA of Carlito syrichta (Philippine tarsier), 6440 nucleotides long. It is a transcript of the gene ZNF608, whose product is annotated as zinc finger protein 608. Gene Ontology annotation, biological process: regulation of transcription by RNA polymerase II. Gene Ontology annotation, cellular component: nucleus. The transcript is spliced from 10 exons. NCBI's taxonomy places the organism in Eukaryota, Metazoa, Chordata, Mammalia, Primates, Tarsiidae. The record is from RefSeq and is a predicted model, not a curated record. Bases 912 to 5450 code for a protein of 1512 amino acids.
AAUCAUCUUCUCUCCCUCCUCCUCCACACCUUUCUUUUUCUCCUCUUGCCCAGCUUCUCAUCCCACCCUUUCUUCCUCCUACUCCUCCUCCUCGCCCCCCUUCCUUCCCCCUCCUUUUCUCUUAAGUUAGUUCAAGAAAUCAAAUCUGUCAGGACGGGCGGAAAAAUGCCACUUCCCGACUAACAGGCGGAAUCCAGCCCAGAUUUUCAGUCCUUUCUUCUUAUUCUUUCUUCCCUUUCACUAAUUUAUCCCGAUGUUAGCACAUUCUGUCUUGUUACUAGCGGACGCCUGUAGGUUUGCUACAUGGGAUCAUUACUUACUGAUCACGGUGACUCUGAAGUCUGGAACUGAAGGCGGAAUGAGAAGUUGGGAAAACUUUUUUCUCUAAGCUCUCUCUUUUUUUAAAAAAAAAAUAUUAUUCUCGAUGCUUGUUAAGAGGAAAAAAAACCUUUGGUGCUUCUGUUGUGAAUGUGAAACAUUAUCUUCCAGCUGUACAGUGACACAUUUUUUUAAGGAGAAAAGGACUCCUGAUCCGUUUGCCAAAAGGGGGGUGGGGAGGUGGAAUAAUGUUAUCGAGUGAUUAUUCUGGCUGAGAUGUGUUAUUUGGUUUCUUCCUUCUUGAUCAUUUGGUGUUUAAGUAAAAUGAGGCACAGGCUUGUUUGCCGAGUGGAGUGGGAAAGGCAUUUUGAUUUGCUGGCCUAAUUAAAAAAUGAUAAAGGAUUAAAAGGAAAAGGUGGACCUGGACUGAAGGGUGUAAAAUCCCUGGACACAUUCGUGGGGCAGGAAAAAGAAGAGGAAGAUUAGAAGAUUUUUUUUUUCUUUAAGAGAAAGCCCAGCGGAGCUAAACGAAUGUCCCCUCAUCUCCAAAGGAAAGUUCAUCGGAUUUUUAUUCUAGAGAGCUCAUCUUCAGGAUGUCAGUGAACAUUUCUACUGCAGGAAAAGGUGUGGAUCCAAAUACCGUUGAUACUUAUGACAGUGGCGAUGAUUGGGAAAUCGGGGUUGGAAAUUUAAUAAUUGAUUUGGACGCUGAUUUGGAGAAGGACAGACAGAAAUUUGAGAUGAAUAAUUCCACCAACACCACUAGCAGUAGCAACUCCAAGGAUUGUGGAGGUCCGGCCUCCAGUGGGGCUGGUGCUACCGCAGCCUUAGCUGAUGGCCUAAAAUUUGCUUCUGUGCAGCCCUCUGCUCCCCAGGGGAAUUCACACAAAGAGAACAGCAAAUCAAAAGUGAAAAGGAGUAAAACUUCUAAGGAUGCUAAUAAAUCUCUGCCUUCUGCUGCCUUGUAUGGGAUUCCCGAGAUCAGCAGCACUGGCAAGAGGCAGGAAGUCCAAGGGCGCCCUGGAGAGGCAACUGGCAUGAAUUCAGCGCUGGGUCAAAGUGUGAGCAGCGGCGGCAGCGGCAACCCAAACAGCAACAGUACCAGCACCAGCACCUCCGCUGCCCCCGCGGGGGCAGGCUCCUGUGGGAAAAGCAAAGAGGAGAAGCCAGGUAAAAGCCAGAGCAGCCGAGGCGCCAAGCGGGAUAAGGAUGCGGGGAAAUCCAGGAAGGACAAGCACGACCUGCUUCAGGGCCACCAGAAUGGCAGUGGCGGCCAGGCCCCUUCCGGGGGGCACCUCUAUGGCUUUGGGGCCAAGAGCAAUGGAGGUGGCGCGAGCCCCUUCCACUGCGGGGGCGCUGGGAGUGGCAGCGUCGCUGCUGCAGGGGAAGUUAGCAAAAGUGCCCCGGAUUCAGGGCUCAUGGGAAACUCUAUGUUGGUAAAGAAGGAAGAGGAGGAGGAGGAGAGCCACAGGCGAAUCAAGAAACUGAAAACCGAGAAGGUUGACCCCCUGUUUACAGUGCCAGCACCACCACCACCGAUUUCCAGCAGUCUCACGCCUCAGAUUCUACCCUCCUACUUUUCCCCAUCUUCAUCCAAUAUUGCAGCACCAGUUGAACAGCUUUUGGUUCGGACUCGUUCUGUGGGUGUCAAUACCUGUGAAGUUGGAGUAGUGACAGAGCCAGAGUGUCUUGGGCCCUGUGAACCUGGGACCAGUGUGAAUUUGGAAGGGAUCGUGUGGCAUGAAACAGAAGAAGGUGUUCUAGUGGUCAAUGUCACGUGGAGGAACAAAACUUACGUGGGCACCCUACUUGACUGCACCAAGCACGACUGGGCCCCUCCCAGGUUUUGUGAGUCACCGACAAGCGACCUGGAGAUGAGAGGGGGCCGAGGCCGAGGGAAGAGAGCGAGGUCUGCCGCAGCUGCCCCGGGCUCUGAGGCCAGCUUUACGGAGUCCAGAGGGCUGCAGAACAAGAACAGAGGGGGGGGCAAUGGGAAAGGCAGGCGGGGCAGCCUCAAUGCCAGCGGACGGAGGACACCCCCAAAUUGCGCCGCCGAGGACAUCAAAGCCAGCCCUUCCUCCACCAACAAAAGGAAAAACAAGCCUCCGAUGGAGCUGGACCUGAACUCGAGCUCCGAGGACAAUAAGCCUGGGAAGCGUGUCCGCACAAAUUCCAGAAGCACUCCCACCACCCCUCAAGGGAAGCCAGAGACUACUUUUUUGGACCAAGGCUGCUCUUCUCCAGUGUUAAUCGAUUGUCCCCACCCCAACUGCAACAAAAAGUACAAGCACAUUAACGGCCUGAGGUACCACCAGGCUCAUGCACACUUAGACCCCGAAAACAAACUGGAGUUUGAACCUGACAGCGAGGACAAGAUCUCAGACUGCGAGGAAGCCUUGAGUAAUGUGGCACUUGAAUGCAGUGAGCCAAGCACAAGUGUGUCAGCUUAUGACCAGGUGAAGACACCGGUGUCCCCUGGCGCUGGGAAUCCCCCUGGGACCCCCAAGGGAAAGCGAGAGCUGAUGAGCAAUGGCCCAGGUUCAAUUAUCGGUGCUAAAGCUGGGAAGAAUUCUGGGAAAAAGAAAGGCCUUAACCACGAACUGAACAACCUUCCGGUCAUCUCCAACAUGACAGCCACAUUAGACAGUUGCUCAGCAGCAGACGGCAGUUUGGCUGCCGAGAUGCCUAAACUAGAAGCAGAAGGGUUAAUUGACAAGAAAAAUCUGGGAGAUAAAGAAAAGGGCAAAAAAGCUAACAACUGCAAAAUGGACAAAAACCUCUCUAAACUGAAAAGUGCCCGGCCCAUCGCCCCUGCCCCAGCCCCCACUCCUCCACAACUCAUCGCCAUACCUACCGCAACCUUUACCACCACCACCACGGGGACGAUACCCGGACUGCCCUCCCUCACGACAACUGUCGUUCAGGCCACACCAAAGAGUCCUCCACUGAAACCCAUUCAACCAAAGCCCACAAUUAUGGGAGAGCCCAUCACCGUGAACCCAGCUCUGGUGUCACUCAAAGACAAAAAGAAAAAGGAGAAGCGGAAGCUAAAGGACAAAGAAGGGAAAGAGACAGGAAGCCCGAAGAUGGAUGCCAAACUGGGGAAACUAGAGGACUCCAAGGGCGCCGGCAAAGAUUUAUCUGGGCAUUUUUUAAAGGAUCAUCUCAACAAGAAUGAAGGGCUGGCUAAUGGACUGUCAGAGUCUCAGGAGAGCCGCAUGGCCAGCAUCAAAGCCGAGGCCGACAAGGUUUACACUUUCACAGACAACGCUCCCAGCCCUUCCAUAGGGAGCGCCUCAAGGAUGGAGUGCAGCACUUUGGUGAAUGGGCAGGUGCCCAUGGCCCCUCUGCACGUGUUGACUCAGAAUGGGGCAGAGAGUUCCACAGCAAAGACGAGCAGCCCAGCCUAUUCUGAUAUAUCUGAUGCUGCUGACGAUGGUGGUUCUGACAGCAGGUCGGAGGGCAUGAGGUCAAAGGCCAGUUCCCCAUCAGAUAUCAUUUCUAGUAAGGAUGGUGUUGUAAAAGGGCAUCCUUCAACCACAGCACAAUCGUCUCAACUGAAAGAGUCCCUUUCUCCCUAUUACCAUGGCUACGAUCCUUAUUAUUCUCCGAGUUACAUACACCCUGGACAGGUUGGUGCCCCUGCAGCUGGGAACAGUGUGAGCACACAGGGACUGAAGAUCAAGAAGGAGUCUGAGGAAGACGCCGAAAAGAAAGACAAGGCAGAGCAGUUAGAUUCCAAGAAAUUGGACCACAGUUCUGCAUCCUUACAGCCUCAGCACCAAUCAGUGAUCACACAAAGACAUCCUGCCCUGGCUCAGUCACUUUAUUAUGGCCAGUAUGCCUAUGGGCUCUAUAUGGACCAGAAGUCUCUGAUGGCCACCAGCCCUGCCUAUAGACAGCAAUAUGAGAAGUACUAUGAGGACCAGAGGCUGGCAGAGCAGAAAAUGGCCCAGGCUGGGAGAGGAGACUGUGAGAGGAAAAGUGAGCUCCCCUUGAAAGAGCUGGGCAAGGAGGACUCUAAACAGAAAAACAUGCCAUCGGCCACAAUCUCAAAAGCUCCCUCUACUCCAGAGCCUAACAAAAACCAUUCUAAACUAGGGCCAUCAGUGCCUAAUAAAACUGAGGAGACAGGUAAAUCGCAGCUUCUCUCCAAUCACCAGCAGCAGCUUCAGGCCGACAGCUUCAAAGCUAAGCAGAUGGAAAACCACCAGCUUAUUAAGGAGGCUGUAGAAAUGAAAUCUGUCAUGGACUCUAUGAAGCAGACAGGUGUAGACCCAACCUCGAGAUUUAAACAAGAUCCUGAUUCAAGGACAUGGCAUCAUUACGUAUACCAGCCCAAAUAUCUGGAUCAGCAAAAAUCAGAAGAACUUGAUAGAGAGAAGAAAUUAAAAGAGGAUAGUCCAAGGAAAACUCCUACUAAAGAGAGUGGUAUGCCCAGCCUUCCUGUAUCAUUAACGAGUAUUAAAGAGGAGCCCAAAGAGGCCAAGCGUCCUGAUUCUCAGUCCAUGGAGGAGAACAAGCUGAAAAACGAUGACCGAAAGACUCCUGUGAACUGGAAGGACUCUCGGACAACGAGAGUGGCUGUCUCCUCACCCAUGAGUCAGCAUCAGUCAUACAUACAGUACUUGCAUGCCUAUCCGUACCCACAGAUGUACGACCCCAGCCAUCCUGCAUACCGGGCUGUCUCUCCUGUCCUCAUGCACAGUUAUCCUGGGGCCUAUCUCUCUCCAGGAUUUCAUUAUCCUGUUUAUGGGAAGAUGUCAGGGAGAGAAGAGACAGAGAAAGUCAAUACCAGCCCUAGCAUCAACACGAAAACAACCACUGAAUCGAAAGCACUGGAUUUGCUCCAGCAGCAUGCCAACCAAUACCGCAGCAAGUCUCCUGCUCCUGUGGAAAAAGCUACAGCUGAGCGCGAACGCGAGGCAGAAAGGGAAAGGGACCGUCACUCACCCUUCGGCCAGCGGCACCUACACACGCAUCACCACACCCAUGUUGGCAUGGGUUACCCUCUAAUCCCAGGUCAAUAUGACCCUUUUCAAGGCUUGACCUCUGCUGCCCUCGUUGCCUCUCAGCAGGUGGCUGCCCAGGCAUCUGCAUCUGGAAUGUUUCCUGCACAAAGAAGAGAAUAACAAGAUUGGAAAUGUACGUUGUCAUGUGACUGGAUCACAUGGGGAAGCGCUUUAUACAGACAUCAGUUCCAUGGUGUUAAUUUGAAAUGCCUUAAUGGCAGGCAAAAACCAGUCAUUUCAUUUUUGUAAAUUACAGAUUUUAUCACAGAGUAACAAAUGUUGCUGUAAUUAAACUUCUGUUUUAUAUAUAUAUACGUAUACAUAUCUGUAUAUAUACAUAUAUAUAUAUAUACAUAUAUAUAUAUUCUUUACUUUUUGUAUCAGUAACCAGGCUCGCACACACAGGGUCUGCUGCCACGUCGCAAACCACUCAGUAAAGGAAAUUUAAAAAUGUAUUUGUCAUGUUGAAAAGUGUUAGCCACAGAAGGCUGCUUACUUCCUUUUUCUUUUCCUUUUCAAUUGUAAAUAAAUAAUGUUAUGUAUCAGUGUGCCUGAACCUUGCAUAUCCUUCACAUAUUUCCCGAAAGCCCCUCAGAAAGGCUAACUGUGAUGAUGACACUUUGGUACAAUUUAGAUGUCUAUUUGGUGGCUCCUGUAAAAGACGCAUCAGUGUAAAAUGUUCCUGUAGUCACUGUUUGUACUUGUGUAUUGUGGAAAAAAAUACUUUUGGAAGGCAUGGGGUUGCCAGUACCACAAAAACUGUGUUGUAUAUAAUGUAAAGAUUUAAAUGGGGAAAUAAUGAGCAUCUGUGAAUAAUGAGGUGUCAUUUUUUGAUAAUCUUGAAUGGCAAAUAACCCAAUAGCCUGCGUACCAGAGACAUCUGUGAUUGUUCUAUUACUUGAAUAGUCCUGCAGUCUUUUUUUUUUUUUUUUAUGUUUACAAUUAUCCAGUUUUAGAAGAGAGAGACUUUAACGCCAUUGCCUGGUUACUUGUUUUAUGCUGUAAUCUAGUUUAUUUUAUGUAAAAUGUAUAUUGAAUGCUUUCCUUUUUUAUACCUGCCUUAAAUAAUUUGGCAAUCAGAAUUAAAAAGGUUUUUUUUUUUUUAUAAUG